This is a messenger RNA of Entrophospora candida, 265 nucleotides long. Lineage: Eukaryota; Fungi; Glomeromycota; Glomeromycetes; Entrophosporales; Entrophosporaceae. The record is from the annotation of a GenBank genome assembly.
GCAGGAGUAUGACAAGAUAUUUGAUUCUAUAAAAGAAUCCAUUAGCAAUGAAUUCGGAUUUGAAGCUAACGAUAUAAAUAGAACACUUCAAAUCAAUAAAGAAAUUAAAAAAGAUGGAAUAAAUUUUAUAGAAAAUUUUAUAAAUGAAAUUAAAAAUAAUUUAUUAGAUGGUAACGAUGGUCCAGUUGAUAGAAUAAGGGAUGAUAAUAAUGAUAACGGAAUAAGCGAUGAUGGUGGUGAUAAUUAUUUAAAUCAUUUAAAAUAA